This is a messenger RNA of Formica exsecta, 1681 nucleotides long. RefSeq names its product divergent protein kinase domain 2A-like. The transcript is spliced from 4 exons. The record is from RefSeq and is a predicted model, not a curated record. The coding region runs from base 145 to 1398 and encodes 417 amino acids. Lineage: Eukaryota; Metazoa; Arthropoda; Insecta; Hymenoptera; Formicidae.
CCACAUCUUAUAGCAGUGUUUUAUGACAUUAUAGAUGUCAAUUCUACGUGAUCGUAAUUGACGUGUGAUGUUGAGAAACAUCUGUAAGUGCAUUUCAAAAAAAUGUACGAUGCAUAUCCACAGAAAAAUAAAUCAAAGUAAAACAUGAUUAUAUAUUGGAUCCAUGAUCCUAUAUUAUAUGUAUGUAAUAUUUUUAAAUUUAAAAAAUGGAGGAUAUUGUUAUUUAUUGGCAUUUGUGCCUUUGUUUUAAGAAUAAAUAUCAUUAUACAAAGUUUGUAUCCUUCUGUAACACAAUUGACGGAACAACAUAAGUGUCCAGCGUGUUAUGGAGUUUCUGCGUGUUAUAAUAUUCACCAAAUAAACCUGUUAUGGCACAAUAUUAAUACAAUAGUUUCUCACUUAUUUGGUGUUAAAAAUGUGUUCUUUGCAACAUAUAAUCAAAGCAAGGUAGUGCUGAAGAAAUUGGCGCAAUCUUCUGAAUUAAAAGCAUUUGACGUUGCAUUGUGUAAAAAACUCCAUCUGGAAUAUCCUUGUAUGAAUGUUCUAUUGGACAAGUACAUAGUAGAUUUUGAUAAUAGUAUCAAAGAAACAAUUACUUCCAAUUUUUCUAAAGAUGAUUCUAGCCGUUUGAGACUUUGUCCAACAAUACAACAUUUGGAUGAUUUAUUUUAUAACAUUCAUCUUAACAAUAAACAUAUUGAUCCCACACAAUAUUUAAUUAAUCUCUGGACAUUGGUUUCUUUAAACCCAGAGCCAUUAAUCCUUCAGAUAUUGUCUGCGGAAAAUGGGUGGCCAGUGCCAAAAUAUUUUGGAGCAUGUGGCCGAAUUAUUAUCGAAGAAUAUAUUGGACCACCACUUUCUGAUUAUUAUGAUAAAUCUUGGAUUCAAAGAGCAAAAAUAGUAUCGAGUCUUUUAAAUGCCGCUCACAUGUUCACUUUCAAAAAUAAAAAAUUUGGUUUUUAUUUAACAGAUGUAUCGGCCGAUAAUAUUGCUGUCGAUUAUAAAAAUGUAGCAAAAUUUAUCGAUUUAGAAAAUAUUAUUGUUGUUGACAAAAAUAUUUCUCUAGAAGGCAUACCAAAAGAAUGGCAUGAAUUACAAAAGAACAUAAUGCAUUUUGAUUGUUCUAAUUGUUUUGCAUUUUCCGCCGAAGAUAUUUGCAAUCAUCAUCUAAGCGACCACAAUUAUUAUGCAAUCUGUCAGCUUUUGUUAGAUUCAACAAAUGAAAAUGUAUUUCCUGGUGGAUUUCUUCAUGAUGUACCUGUUAAUAUUCAACUGCGAUAUCCAAAUAUUGAAUAUCUGUUACAACAAUGUGCCAUUCCUAAUUCUACCAAUUCUAGGAUAUUUUUCGGUCAGCAACUUAAGACAUCAUUGGAUGCAAUUUUAGAAGAAUUGUUUUAAUACGAAUACAAUGAAAUAAAAUAGUUUAAAGAAUCACAUUGCACAUGUAAAAUAUUGCAAAUUUAUAAUUCUUUUUUAUAUUCAAAGAAUGUUUUACAAUCUUUUAUAUUAAUAAUUUUCAAUGAUCAAAGAAUAGUUUCUUAUCAUAAUAAAUAGUUUCUAAUGAUGUACAAUAAAAUUACAAACAAAAUGAUCACAAUUAAGCUUAUAGGAUAUCUAAAUUUAAUAUCAUUUUUAUUACUUCAAUAUCUAUAUUUAUCUAUAUUAUAAGAAUUAAUGAUAA